AUGUCUGCACCCCAUGCCAGACAGUCCCGGGGCUUGUCCAUGAGCGUCAUCACCAGCAGAAGUAGCAGUGGCACUAGCAACAUAUCAGCGGCUUUUUUGGAGCCGGAGGAGGGUAUGAUCCUGGAGGUGCCCAACCUGCGCGUUUUCACGUUCAUCGAGCUCAAGGCCGCGACCAGGAAUUUCAAGCCCAACAACCUACUUGGUGAGGGCGGGUUCGGGCGGGUUUACAAGGGCUGGGUCGACCAGAAGACGAUGAACCCCAUGAGUAGCGGCAUUGGCAGCGCCAUGGUUAUUGCCGUCAAGAAGCUCAACCCGGGGAGUAGACAGGGUCUUGAAGAAUGGCAGUGUGAGGUGAACUUUCUCGGGAGGAUGUCGCAUCCGAACCUGGUGAGGCUGCUGGGGUACUGCUUGGAGGAGAGGGAGCUCUUGCUUGUGUACGAGUUCAUGGCCAAUGGGAGCUUGGAGAAUCAUCUCUUCAGAAGAGAAGGCGGCUCCGUCCACCCAAUCUCAUGGGCCCUGCGGUUACGGAUCGCAAUCGGCGCGGCACGCGGCCUCGCCUUCUUGCACUCGUCAGACAAGCAUGUCAUCUACCAAGACUUCAAGUCCUCCAACAUCCUCCUCGACACGCACUACAAUGCCAAGAUAUCCGACUUCGGCCUCGUCAGGAAUGGCCCGGCCGAGGGCGACAACCAUGUCACCACCCGCAUCAUGGGCACCUACGGCUACGCCGCACCGGAGUACGUCUCGACAGGUCACCUGUACGUGAAGAGCGACGUCUACGGGUUCGGCGUGGUGCUGCUGGAGAUGCUCACCGUUCUGCGCGCGCUCGACACGGCCCGGUCGGCGCCUCAGCUCAACCUCGUGAGUUGGGCCAGACCGUACCUGGCGGACUGCCGGAGGCUGCCGCAGCUGGUAGACCCGCACCUGGAAGGGCAGUACACGUCGAGGGCCGCCCUGCGAGCCGCGCAGCUCACCAUGAGCUGCCUCGCCGGCGACCCCAAGGAUCGGCCCUCCAUGGCCGAGGUCGUCGCGGCGCUCGAGAAGAUCGAGCGCGUGCAGCCGCCGCCGCCGCUGCCGCAGCACAGGCUCGUCUCGCCUCGGGCUGCCGCGGGGACCGUGCACGGGCUCGCGCAGACGCGUAUACCUACACGGCUACACGUACAGCUGUACUGCACUGAUCUUUCAAUUUCAACGUAAAUUUCGAUUUGUUUUUGUUGGCGUAUAGGUUAUGGUAGAUUAGAAUUUGUUAAUAUUGAUUGUAUUCUUUCCUCAUACGAUUUUUAUCUUAUCAGUAUGCGAGGCGUCUUGCACUUGUACUCUAUAUAUACUUGCCCUCAAGGCUCAAUCUUUCCCUAUCCCUAUCCCUAUCUAUAUCUAUAUCUAUACCUCUAUAUCUAUAUCUAUAUCUAUAUCUAUAUCUAUAUCUAUAUAUAUAUCUAUAUCUAUAUUUAUAUAUACCUAUACCUACUAAUAAAGCAAGGUGAUAUUCUUGGUUUCGUCCCGUGAUUAGUUUUUUUUCCAUUAGUUUUGGUCACGUACUAGCGGUCCGUCCGUCUGAUUUCACUCACGUACAAGGUGGUACUAAACGUUGUUUGAUCUCAGUUUUGAGUCCGUUGCAGGGUGCCUGGGCCUUAGCCUGCUUCGCUGGCUUUGGGCCGUGCCAGGGCAAAUUAUCCUGGCCCACCAAGGCGGCCGGUGCAAA
Triticum aestivum (bread wheat) is the source of this 1702-nucleotide messenger RNA. RefSeq names its product probable serine/threonine-protein kinase PIX13. Gene Ontology annotation, biological process: protein phosphorylation. The record is from RefSeq and is a predicted model, not a curated record. Lineage: Eukaryota; Viridiplantae; Streptophyta; Magnoliopsida; Poales; Poaceae. Bases 1 to 1197 code for a protein of 398 amino acids. Gene Ontology annotation, molecular function: ATP binding; protein kinase activity. The transcript has 6 exons.